Messenger RNA from Clarias gariepinus (North African catfish), 3061 nucleotides. Its product is annotated as UDP-glucuronosyltransferase 2A2-like. Bases 700 to 2286 code for a protein of 528 amino acids. The transcript is spliced from 6 exons. Gene Ontology annotation, molecular function: UDP-glycosyltransferase activity. NCBI's taxonomy places the organism in Eukaryota, Metazoa, Chordata, Actinopteri, Siluriformes, Clariidae. The record is from RefSeq and is a predicted model, not a curated record.
AUUCUUCAGCCAUUAUAAGUGCAUGUAAGAAGGCUGUUCUCUGUUUUCUCUUCUGUGAUGACAAGGAAGAUUCUCAUCUGGCCUGCAGAAUCCACCACUGGCUCAACCUUAAAGCCAUAAAUGUGGUUGUUACCUAGAGUGCUAUACCGCCUAUGAAGACAAAUCAGUAUCUGGAAUACAAGGUGGAGAUCAUACAGGUUCCAUACACCAAACAGGAUAUCGUUGAUGUCUUGGACAGAGCUUUGAAGUACUGGAUACAUACCCUGACAACCCGAACCAGGUUUUUUAAAGAUCAAGCAGGUAACUGACAGGUCAUCAGAACUGUACAAGAAAUCUGUUUCUAUGUGAAGAUCUGCUGGAGAAGUGGAGAAAAAGAACAGUUUGAUGUUCUUCUGAUAGACCAUGUGUAUAUGUGUGGGGAUCUGCUAGCACAGAAACUAAAUCUUUUAUCAUCACCUUUAUAGCUUGAAAAAUGAAAAUACAGUCAAAUACAGUAGUAUCUUGAUAUAUAAGAUAUCUUGUAGUGAACCGUGACCUUUGUUUUAAAACACUUUUCCUUUAUUGGUUGAAAGUAAAGCGGACAAUCUGAUAUCCACUGAUAGUAGUGUGUAGUCAUUCAUUAACUGUGCAAAAACAGGUUAGACAACCCCUUUGUUGUCAUUGUUUCCUGGUUUACCCGUUAUUUCAUUUGAUACAACGAUGAGAAACAGAUCAUGUGCCUUGCUAAUGUUGCUGCUGAGCUUGACUGAAACUGUUCUCAGUGGCAAUGUGUUGGUGCUUCCAGGCGAAUACAGUCACUGGAAGAAUAUGCGUAUAAUGGUUGAGGAGCUUGUGGAGCGGCACCACAAUGUGACCGUUCUCACACACUCUGCCUCACCUACAGUGAACCAGUCUGAAAAGGCGAGGUUCAAAUUCAUGCUUUUUCAAGUCAAUGCUAGUGCAGAGGAGGCAGACAGGGUUUCACAAAAACUUAUCAAUCUCUGGUUGGAUCAAGACAGCACCAGUUUUCAGAAGCUGGCCUCGAUUUGGGACGUGAUGUCAGGGGGGUCGCGCUACAUGCAGGCUGUGUGUGAUGGAAUGUUUAAGAAAGACCUUGUGGACUUGCUAAAGGAGUCACACUUCGAUGUGCUUCUGUACGACCCUAUGAUGCCAUGUGCAGACUUGCUGGCAGAUGUUCUUGAUUUGCCCUUUGUGAUAUCAAUCCGGGUGACUUUUGCUAAUACGCUCGAGCGGCUCUGUGGGCAGAUGCCCGCUCCACCAUCGUAUGUACCUGCAGCUGCCACUCAGGGGCAUCUGACUGAUCAUAUGGACUUUAUGGAGCGAUUAGAGAAUGUGAUACUCUACAUAGUACACACAGCAAUGGUCAGACUUCAAACAAUGUUGAUUCAUGACAAACAUCUCAGCAAAAUUGCUGGCAAACCUACAACGCUGUGUGAAACUAUGAGCAAAGCUGACAUCUGGUUAAUCCGAACUUAUUGGGACUUUGAAUAUCCAAGACCAUUUUUGCCAAACUUUAAAUUUGUGGGUGGAUUACACUGCAAACCAGCAAAACCUCUACCGAAAGAGAUGGAGGAAUUUGUCCAGAGCUCAGGAGAUGAUGGUAUUGUAGUGUUUUCACUGGGAUCCUUAAUAAAAAACCUCACCAAAGAAAGAGCAAAUACCAUUGCUUCAGCACUUGGCCAGAUUCCCCAAAAGGUAUUAUGGGGGUAUGCAGGGGAGAAACCAGAAACUCUUGCUCCUAAUAUAAGAAUCUAUGACUGGAUUCCUCAAAAUGAUUUACUAGGACAUCCUAAAACCAAGGCCUUCAUCACCCAUGGUGGGACUAAUGGAAUAUAUGAAGCUAUUUAUCAUGGAGUUCCAAUGGUGGGCCUGCCGCUGUUUAUUGAUCAGCCUGACAACAUGAAUCACAUGAAAACCAAAGGAGCUGCUGUUACACUUGACUUCUUCAAAAUGGAGAGCAAGGACUUGACACAAGCUCUUAAUGACGUCAUUAGCAAUCCAUCCUAUAAAGAGAGCAUGAUGAGGUUAUCCCGAAUCCAUCAUGAUCAACCAAUGAAGCCACUAGACCAGGCAAUCUAUUGGAUUGAGUUUGUAAUGCGCCAUAAGGGGGCCAAGCACCUCAGGGUCGAAGCCCAUAACCUCACGUGGUAUCAGUACCACUGCUUGGAUGUGGCAGCCUUUUUAAUUUCUCUAAUUGCACUGGUUGCGUUUAUCUUUGUAAAAACAUGCAGUUGGCUCUUUCAUAAAUGUUUCAGAAAGACCCCAAGAAAGACAAAGAAAGAGUAAAGCAAGUGUAUGUGAAUGUACUGAAUUACUGUUAUGUUUUAAAAUAUGUUUUAGGAAUAAAACACCAUGACCAUGUGCAUACAGAGUACUGUAAAGUUUGUCCAGAUUUACUUACAAAUGAUUUCCAUCUCUUGACCCCCUCCACCAUCCCCAGUGUGCACCUUGGCAGCUUCUCCUCAACUUUUUCCUGCUUAAUAACAUUGGCACCCCCUCUCCUCAAGCCUUUCUCCACAUAUCCCAAAUCUGCCUUCCUAAUCCCACCCCUCAUCUUUACAAUCCAAAUCCCUCCUCUAUUUAAAUAAACACUCGUUUACACAUGUUAUAUGUCUCUUUCACACUUUCCAGACACUCCCCUGUUCAUCCCGAGGCAUCCCUGUGUUCAUCCUGAUCUGUCUUGCACUAUCGCUGUCUGCACAGAGAACUUUUUUAGAGAGCUUUUAAAGAGCGCUAAGAGAUCUUUUGAAUGAAACCAUAUUUUGAAUGAAUCCAUUAAAAGAGAAUAAUUUAGAAUUUUCUGUGUAUAAUCUUAAUUGUACUAAUAAUUGUUAUCCAACUUCAUCUAUAAAAUUUGGGGAUUCUUGAUGAUAUGUCAUGAUUGCACAUGAUGGCACAAUUAGAGGUCUGACUUUUGUUCAUACUCCAGCUUCCUGUAGUUCUCUUGUUGAGUCAUGAGUCACGUGCCUCCUCUAAUGUUUAUUGUGUAGGCUGAGCCCUUCCAUUCUUCAGUCAUUAUAAGUGCAUGUAAGAGGGCUGUUCUCUGUUUUCUCUUCUGUGA